AUGCUGCUCACCAACGCGCUCGUCGCCACGGCCACCUUGGCCUCCGCCGUCCCUGGCGCCACCACCCCUUCGCACAUCCACGCCCGUCAGAAUGAAACGGAGAAAGGCUCGGCGCCCCCCUUCUUCAAGCUCCAGGUCCUCGCCAUCACCACCCCUAUCCAUCUGCAGCACUUCCAGGCGGACCUGAGCAGCAUUUUCGUCGGGCUCCCCCAGCAGAACGCCACCUGCAACAACACCCCGGACCAGCCCACCGAGCAGGAGGCCACCUUCGCCCUGGGCCCCGAAGACAACGGACUCUACCUCUACGGCGCCUCGGCGACGCCCCAGGAGCUCUAUGCCGACCGCUCCGGCAUGGGCCAGGGCAAGCUCGGCUACACCACCGGCGCACAGCCUGCCCCCAUCAACGCCGAGCGCACCGGCUGGGUGGUCGACGAGGCCGGCAACCUGAGCCUCGAUGGCGCCGGCUUCAUCGCCUGCCCCAACAGCAUCGAUGGCUCAUGGAGCGUCUGGGUCAAUGCCGGCGUCGCCAACCCCGCCGGCAACACGGACUGCGUCGGCAUCUCUGCCCGCGCCGUCGCGAUCCCCACCCCCGUCGGCUGCAGCUACUCCUUCUAA
Molecule: messenger RNA, 615 nt
Organism: Colletotrichum graminicola M1.001
Lineage: Eukaryota; Fungi; Ascomycota; Sordariomycetes; Glomerellales; Glomerellaceae
Product: cell wall protein PhiA
Exons: 1
Coding region: 1-615 (204 amino acids)
Source: RefSeq, a predicted model, not a curated record